Molecule: messenger RNA, 459 nt
Organism: Nezara viridula (southern green stink bug)
Lineage: Eukaryota; Metazoa; Arthropoda; Insecta; Hemiptera; Pentatomidae
Source: the annotation of a GenBank genome assembly
AUGGAUCAAUGCACCUUUAAAGCCAAGUUAUUCGUCACGGCGAACGAAAGUGGACGUGUGAAGGCAACGCUCCAAUCACUACUGGGAAUUUUAAGAGAAGCGGAAGAACAAUAUGAGCAAAUACAGUCGGAAGCGGUGGACCGCACCCAUUACGAAACCCGGACACUGAGGUCCUUGUGGGGCAAUGCCACCUGGAGUGGACCUCACCUUUCUACCUCGCUGCCACAGCUGAGUCACUGUCCAAACCUACCACUGUGGCUGUCAGGUCGUCGAUGGGCAACACACCCAAGCCUCUUGUUGCUGCUCGCAUCAUCGAUAUGUGAGGGCUCACCUCCUAGUGGGGGGUACGGCUACCAUCCGAAACCCCAACCGUUCUUGCCGGCACCUCCAGGUGAGACGCCAUCCUGUGCCAAGCAUGGGAGGACUUACUGCGAGUACAUCGAAAACUAUCCAACGUGA